AUGUCGACAUCAGUUCCGAUCAUUCUCGAGCGCAUCAUGUCGGCCGGCAAGGCUUUCGAAAGCAACGAAAGUGGUUCACGGGAGAACUUAAUCGACCUUGCUAGACACCUCAUAGCAAGUCUCGAAAUUCCCAGUGAAUUCCUACAAAGAAGUUUUUGGGCAGAGCCUGCAUUAUCUGCACAUUGCAAGAUUGCCGUUGAAGUCAAGCUCUUCCAAUAUCUCAAGGAUGCAGGCGAAGCUGGCCUCAGCGCUGAUGAUCUUGCACGGAAAACGGGCGUUGAGUCGACUUUGCUACGACGGAUCAUGCGUCACCUUAUCGCCAUGAAGGUUGUCUCCUUCUCUAAUGACCGUUUCCUCGGAUCAAACCUCAGCGAUGGGCUUGCAGCAGAGAAUUACCAAAAAAGUAUCGACUUCUGCUAUGAUGUUGCACGGCCGUCAUUCAAUCGCUUUCCCGACUACUUUAAGAAGACGGAAUACAAGUCACCGACCUCGCCUACGGAUGGGCCUUUCCAAGUGGCGCAUGGAACGCAGCUGCCAUUCUUUCCAUGGCUAGAGGCCACCCCACCCCAUCUAGAUGAAUUCGGUAACUUCAUGUCAGCAUACCGGGCUGGUAAGGCGAACUGGUUCGAUCCAGGGUUCUAUCCAGUGGCCGACCGACUGAUCGAAGGCUUCAAUCCUGCCAACAACGAAGUGUUGCUGGUAGAUGUAGGUGGUGGCCGGGGACAUGAUGUCAAGCAGUUCGUGACGCAGUACAAGGCACAGCCUGGGAGGACUGUGCUCCAGGACUUAGAACCUGUCAUCGCUAGUAUCCAGGAUAAGGACAAAUUGCCAUUCGACAGCAAGGCUCACGAUUUCUUCACUCCGCAACCAAUCAAGGCCGCAAGGGCAUAUGCACUCCAUUCUAUACUACAUGAUUGGAGUGAUGAGGAAGGAAUCAAGAUCCUCGAGAACUUAAAACCUGCACUCAAGCCUGGGUACUCGCGGGUGUUGCUGAACGAGAUCGUGUUGUCGGAAGAGAAGCCCACUAUUGCUGCCACAUCGAUGGACAUGAUGAUGUUAGCACAUCUCUCUGUAUAUGAGAGAACUGAAUCGGAUUGGCGAAGGAUACUGCAAAAGGCCGGAUUAGAAUGUCUACAAAUAUAUAGCUACCCAGGCGUUGCAGAGAGCCUUAUAGAAGCGGAAUUACAAUCGUAG
Messenger RNA from Alternaria burnsii, 1194 nucleotides. Its product is annotated as putative O-methyltransferase. NCBI's taxonomy places the organism in Eukaryota, Fungi, Ascomycota, Dothideomycetes, Pleosporales, Pleosporaceae. Gene Ontology annotation, molecular function: O-methyltransferase activity. The record is from RefSeq and is a predicted model, not a curated record. Bases 1 to 1194 code for a protein of 397 amino acids. The transcript is spliced from 2 exons.